Molecule: messenger RNA, 927 nt
Organism: Penicillium antarcticum
Lineage: Eukaryota; Fungi; Ascomycota; Eurotiomycetes; Eurotiales; Aspergillaceae
Exons: 4
Coding region: 1-927 (308 amino acids)
Source: RefSeq, a predicted model, not a curated record
AUGUCUACCUUUGUUAACAUUCUCGCCCUUGUGCCAUUGGCACUGGCUGCUAGCCCUCUGAUGACAAUGUCUGAUCAGCCCAUGAUCUUCAAGGAGCCAGACUAUGCCAUGCACGCCGGUGCAAUGGGAAUGCGCGUCUUGGCUGAUGCAAAGUGCAUGAACUUUGAUAGCAUGCCCGACUACCGCAUGAAUGUGGGAUCGAUUUAUGUCCCAUGUCCGUCCGAGUCGACCCACGAGAUCAUGUGCUCAAUGUACUCCGACCACGCCUGUGGCCACGAGAUGUUCACCUUCACCCGGCCCCACAUGCAGCUGAUGAAGAAGUCAAGCCAGCGCGAUAUUGGCAGCAAUGUCCGCAGUAUGAAGUGCAUGAUGGUCGAGUCCCCAGCCGAUAGACAAGGCCACAUCUUCAACAGCGACAACCCAUCCACCAUGAUCGCAGCCAGCUGCAUGAACGACACCUGCUCCAGCGAAAUGGCCUGCUGGUCAAUGCAUCCAGGCUACGGCAUGUACUGCUCGCCCAGCUCCAAAACGUGCCAGCGCUACGCAAUGAUCGGCGAGACCUGCCACGAGGAUGUUCAAUGCCAAGAGACUGAUGCCUGUAUCAAUGGCAAGUGUGCCGGUGUUCCGGAUAACUUGCGCUGCCCCAAUGGCUCUGAGUGCCCCUCUGGCAUGACAUGCCGCCCUCACCGUAUGAUGAACGUCUUCGGAAUAGCGACUAUUGAGAGAGUCUGCAUGUACAACUAUGACUCUCGCAGCACCAUGUGUUCUGCUGGAACGGGCUGCAACAAUAAUUUCCAGUGCAGCCUUCAUUGGCAGUAUGACUCGUACUGUGAAGCGAGUGGAAGAUGUGCUAUGAAGAAUGCCAAGUGUAUGUCUGCUAACCAAUGUUGCUCUGGAAAUUGUAGCCCCGCCGGAGAGUGCAUGUGA